Camellia sinensis is the source of this 1439-nucleotide messenger RNA. The record is from RefSeq and is a predicted model, not a curated record. NCBI's taxonomy places the organism in Eukaryota, Viridiplantae, Streptophyta, Magnoliopsida, Ericales, Theaceae.
AAGAAUUGCUUGGUUAUUCUAAUAUUAGUGUACUGGAAAGAGAUCUUUUACAGGUGUUUAUUGUUGUUCAUCAAAACUUGGUUCAGGUAUUUUCAUUUGGGAGUAACCGCUCUGCACAAUUUUCUAAUAACUGGAAGAAAAUUGCAAAUACUGGAAUGGUUGAACUUGGAGAAGUUCAGCUUGCUACUUACUUUGCUGAGAAGACAUUUACAAGGCAGCAUUCCUUUCAAAAUGGCUUGCCUUCACUUAUUGCAUUUCCCUCUGGAUGUAACACUGCAAAUUGUCUAAUUAGGUAUAAGGGAGAGCUUUCUGUUGAUGCUGUUACUAAUUGGUUUGCAACCACGAUCCUAAGUUUGCCUCGCAUUCUAUACUACUCAAAGGAUUCAUUGCUACAAAGUUUUGUAGAAAAAAAGCAGUCCUCAGUGAAAGUCAUUUUCUUCUCAGAAACAGGGGAGCGUACAGCUCCAUUCGUGCGUCAAGCUACCCUAAAUUAUUGGCCAUAUGUUGCUUUCGCAUUUUUGCCAUGGCGAGAAGAGGAAUCUUCCUUUUGGUGGAAUGUGUUUGGAGUGGAAUCUGCAUCUGCAAUUGUAUUUUUAAAAGAACAUGGUGUUAAACCUGUUGUGUACCAUGGACCUGCCAACAAUUCAUGUUUUGUAGGUAUAAUGGAACAAAAUAAACAUCAAGAGCUUCCACAAUUGAGAAGUGUGAUGUCCAUGGAGCUGGGUUGUGAUGCCUGUGGCUAUUCUCGUGCUGGAAAUGAAACAACAAUUUGGUACUGUGUUAUUCUAGCAGGAAGAUCAAGCCCAGAACUCAACAAAAUGCGUGCAACUCUACGCAGGAUCCAAGAAGCACUGUCCACAGUUGAUAACGAUCAGCCGUCGUCACUAGCGGUUGUUGCAUUGAAGGAAAAGCAGUUGACAUUUACCUGGCUUGAUGAGGAAGCCCAACAAAUCAUCAAGUGGAUCUCUCAAAUAAUCGAAGAUGGUGACUCUAGGGAGCUCCCCUUUUUUGAUGAUGAAGAUAGACCAAAUCAGAGACGCAAGAAGAGAGCGGUGUCAAACCAAGAUUGUCCUCCUUCCAUCACUGACACAGAACCAAAGGAUGCUUACCAGAUGCCACUAUCAGAUUCUGACUCUGAGUAAUAGAUGGUGUUCAAAGGAAUUGGGGUUUGACAUUAAGCAAAUGAAGCACAUGGGGUUCUCGAAGUAAAGAUCAAAGUUUUAUCUCCAUUGUGAUUAUACUGAUUUGCUCACAAGGUGUAACAAGUAACUAGCAAAUGGCUACCCAACAUAUAUACAUUGAUCAUUUAGAAAUUAUACCAUGAAUUUUGGGAACCUGUUUGAACUGAUAGUUUGUCCGUUUUAGUCUCAAUGUGUGACUGAAUCAUAUCUUUGUGAUAAUUUUCGAUUAUGUUACCUUCAGGAGCUGCUUUACCUUUC